This is a messenger RNA of Doryrhamphus excisus (bluestripe pipefish), 2586 nucleotides long. The record is from RefSeq and is a predicted model, not a curated record. NCBI's taxonomy places the organism in Eukaryota, Metazoa, Chordata, Actinopteri, Syngnathiformes, Syngnathidae.
AUAACAAUAUUAUUAUAUAUAAUUAAUAUAAUAAUUAGCAUUAAUAUAAUAAACAUAAUAAUCAUAAUAGUUAUAAUAAUAAUAUAAUUAUUAUUAUUUUAAUUUGUAUUAUUAUUAUGUGCUUGUGUCUCUUUUUUCAGGAGCACUUUGUAAACAACAGACCAUGUCAAACAACGAAAUUGAUACAACCAUCAAAAGGUUGGCUCAGGCCAUGAUGCCAGGUUGUAUGUUUAGUUUAAAUGAAAUACUUUUGAAAGAUUGGGCGGGCCGUAUUCAAACACUUGGCGGGCCGGAUGUGGCCCCCGGGCCGUAGUUUGCCCACCCCUGCAAUAGCACAACACCACAUGUGUCAAACUCAAGACCCGGGGGGCGAAAUGUGACCUGCCACAUCAUUUUAUGUGGGCCGCAAAAGCCAGAGAAUAAUGUAUGUCAAUAAUAUUUUAUUUUCUUGCAGUUCUUUGAGAUUUUCCAAGCAUUUUUUUAUUAUAAAAAAAUAAAUAUUUGAACAUCUGCUUGUCACCUUGACAUUCUCACUUCUCAUUUCAAAGUUAUGCAGCAAUUAGUUAGCACAAAUAGAAUAUUCAACACAUGGGCAAUUGUGUAUCAUGAUGUUAUAUUCAUAUUUCUAUUCAAAUUCAUGUAUAUUGACAGUGAUAAGUGGCGCUCUGAGGGCAGCCGUAACUGCGAUGUGGCCCUCAAUGAGAACGAGUUUGACGCCCCUGCACUACACCAUAAAGCAACCACAAUAAAAUGACAGUCAAAACUCUGAAUUAUUAUUUGUUUAAUGAAAAACUUGACUUGGAUGCUAUGAGAGUGUGCCGGUGUACCUAAUAAUGUGGCCAGUGAGUCUGUGAGGAUCCAUUAGUGGUUUUCGAGAUGAUGACCACGUCUUAUGUUAACCACGCUACACCGUGUGCUACUGGUGCUCGUGUGUAUGUGUAGGCACGGCCUGAGGGUGGAGAACAUGCCCUGUUUUAUCCCCAACGAUCGCAGCAAGAAGAGGUUGAUUCAGGACACAGAGGACUGGCAACCUCGCACCGGCACCACCCAGUCCCGCUCCUUCCGCAUCCUGGCCCAGCUCACAGGCACCGACUUCAUGCAGGACCCAGACGAUGAAAGCAUGAAGAGGGCCAGGGAAAAGUUCCUCACUGAGAUUCAGAGCCCUCGCUAUGCCCGUCUGAGGGAUUGGCACCACGACAGGUCUGCUCGCGCCCUAAAUAUCAAAUCCUGAGCGACAUCGGACGUAGAGCCUGCCAGACAUAGCCGCAUCUCAAAGACAAGGAAGAUAGCCGACCAUCGAGUUGCGGAUCGCUUUACAACGCACAGAAGUCGGGGGUUAAAAAGAAACCAAAACUAGAAGUAACUUAGCCAAGAUGACAAAACAUCAAGUGGAACGUUGCAUACUGAGCCAAAGUGUUAAGAUCAGUGUACCACUGAUCUGGAGCCCUAGUUUCGAUUGCUUGGGGGGGGGGGGAGAACUAGCGUGGAGGCAGUCUCAGCAGUGGGGGAACACCUUUCUGUUUGUUAUUCCACUUUGAUUCUUUCUCACGCUCUUCUUACUUCUCAUUUCUGAUCCUGCCAUCUUGUCUCCAAACAUUACAACCCGAAUCAUCAAGCUGUACGUGACUUUUAUUCUUCUUUGCUGUCAUGAAUACAACACAUCUGACAAAAAAAAAAAGAUUCUCUUGCCUCUCUGUUUUUCUUGUGUACUUCUUUUCUUUUUCUUUUCUUCACCUUGGCGUUGAGCAACAAUAAGAGAAGCCUGCUGAGCUCACCUUGCACAUGCAGGUUCGAGUUCAUAAGGUGUCUGCUCACACCCAAUGAAUGUAUUGCCUCAUAGAGAAAACAGCUGUGCAAUUGGUCAUAAAACCAAAGUAACUUAUGUGAUACUUUGAAAUAAGAGUCGUACUUCUGUGUGUGUUGCUAUAAAUGUGCUCCCUGGUGGGGGGACAGAAAGUGACAUCAGGAUUCGGUGUUGAGUUUUAGCCUGGCGUGGGUUACUGUGUUUUUUUAUAUGGGGAUGAAUGUGCCCACGCUGCACGGCGGUGGAGGGGUUAGCACGCAUGCCUCACAGCGACGAGACCCGAGUUCUAUUCCAGCCUCGGCCGUCUCUGUGCGUGGGUUUUCUACGGGUACUCCGGUUUCCUCCCACAUUCCAAAAAACAUGCUAGGUUAAUUAGCGACUCCAAAUUGUCCAUAGGUAUGAAUGUGAGUGUGAAUGGUUGUUGGAAACCUUGAUUGACACAUAUAUGGUAAUGGUUUUAUUUCAUUUGAACAUGCAUCAGAUUACAAUUGAAUGCAUCACAUAAUCAGUUCACAGUUCCACAUGUCCAAAAGGAGAAGGAAGAAGCAAAGCUUAUUAAAUCCUACCCCUCCAUCUGGUACUUUUACAAUCAGUAACUGUUACAUUUGUUCACUUCCUGCUUUCCAUAAUACAGUUUAAGGUUUUUUAUUUAUUUUUUUUAAAUAAUGUAUUAUAAUGGUAUAAUUAUAAUGGUUGGUUGUCUAUAUGUGCCCUGUGAUUGGCUGACGACCAGUCCAGGGUGUACCCCGCCUCUUGCCCGAAGACAGCUGGGAUAGGCUCUA